This is a messenger RNA of Gekko japonicus, 2424 nucleotides long. Its product is annotated as protocadherin beta-16-like. The transcript is spliced from 2 exons. Gene Ontology annotation, molecular function: calcium ion binding. The record is from RefSeq and is a predicted model, not a curated record. Gene Ontology annotation, cellular component: plasma membrane. Gene Ontology annotation, biological process: homophilic cell-cell adhesion. The coding region runs from base 1 to 2424 and encodes 807 amino acids. Lineage: Eukaryota; Metazoa; Chordata; Lepidosauria; Squamata; Gekkonidae.
AUGGAAAUGCAUCGCAACAAAAGGCAAGGUUGGUCUUUUUUUCUGUAUCUCUGCAUGUGUGGGGGGAUAUGCGAAUCCUUCCUGUAUUUAGUGCCUGAGGAAAAGAAAAGUGGGUCUCUGGUGGCAAACCUGCUAGAGGAUUUGAAAGUGGAGGAUGUGAAGGAGCUGUCUGCUCGUGGGGCUCGGCUGGUUUCUAAAAGCAGCAAGCAAUUUUUACAGCUGGAUCCACACUCUGGGAAUUUGUUAUUAAAGGACAGAAUAGACCGAGAAGGCUUUUGUGGUCAGAAGGACCCUUGCGUCUUGAUUUCAGAGAUUGUACUGGAAAAUCCACUGCAAGUGCACAGAAUUGAAGUCCAAAUAGAGGAUGUGAAUGACAAUUCCCCCCACUUCUCUAAAAAGGAGUUCCUUCUUGAAAUACCCGAACAGACUCCCCUGAAUACCCGAUUCCCGUUGGAGAGUGCUAAAGAUGCAGAUAGAGGAGAAAAUGGUGUUCAGAACUAUACCCUUAGUCCAAAUGACCAUUUUAGGUUGGGUGUUCAGAGUCACAGCGAUGGUAGCAAAAGUGCAGAAUUAGUACUAGAGAAACAAUUAGACCGUGAAGAGAAUGCACGGCUUUUCCUGAUUCUGUCGGCUAUUGACGGAGGGACCCCAAAGAGAACAGGCACAGCAAAAAUUGUAAUUGAUGUUCUGGACAACAAUGAUAAUGUCCCUCAGUUCCAUCAAUCUCUGUACAAAGUGAAGGUACUGGAAAAUGCCCCCCCAAACACACUUGUAGCUAAAGUGGAAGCAACGGACAGGGAUCUUGGAUCUAAUGCAGACAUCACCUAUUCCUUCGGACAGGUGCCAGAAAAUGUGCUCAGAUCGUUCAAGUUAAACAAACAUACUGGGGAACUUAUUGUUGCAGGAACCAUUGAUUAUGAAGAAGACAAAAGUUAUGCCAUGAACAUCAAAGCCACAGAUGGAGGGGGCCUGUCUGCUUACUGCAAAGUCGUUGUGGAGGUGCAGGACACCAAUGACAAUGCCCCAGAGGUGACCGUAACCUCCAUCACCAGCCCCUUUCCAGAAGAUUCACCUCCAGAUACUGUUGCAGCCCUCUUCAGUGUCACCGAUCAGGACUCUGGAGAUAAUGGCAGAACUUCCUGCAUCAUUGAGACAAACUUGCCCUUCAUUUUAAAAACCUCAGAGAAUAACUAUUACCAGCUGGUGAUCCAGCAACCCCUCGACCGAGAAGGAGUCUCAGAGUACAACAUCACCAUCACAGCUACGGACUGGGGGUCUCCCCGGCUCACUUCAACAAAAAUAAUUAAUGUUCAGAUCUCAGAUGUCAAUGACAACUCCCCAGUAUUUGAGAUGUCAUAUUACGAACUGCCAAUAGUAGAAAAUAAUAUUCCAGGUCUUCUAAUGGGAUUAGUGCAUGCCGAUGACCUGGACACUGAGCAGAACGCCAAAAUUACCUAUUCACUUUUGCCUGGGAAGGUCAGUGAUCAACCUGUGUCCUCUUACGUCUCCAUCAACUCUGAAACUGGGAAUCUGUAUUCCAUCCGAUCUCUGGACUAUGAACAGGUGAAAGAUUUCCAAGUAACUGUGAGGGCUGUGGACAGCGGUUCUCCUCCCCUGAGCUCCCAAGUUAUGGUCCGAGUCAUUGUCAUGGAUGAAAAUGAUAAUGCUCCGUUCAUCCUCUACCCUCUUCAGAAUGGCACUUCCCCAUCCAAUGACCUGGUUCCUAGGGGGGCGGAGGCUGGCUACCUGGUCACCAAGGUGGUGGCAGUGGACAGAGAUUCCGGUCAGAACUCCUGGCUUACCUAUGAGCUCCUGAAGGCUACAGAACCGGGUCUGUUCAGUGUGGGGGCCCAGAAUGGAGAAGUGAAAACCAUGAGACCAAUUCAUAAACGAGACACCUUCAAACAGAAACUGAUCAUUGGAGUCAGAGAUAAUGGUCACCCUCCCCAGUCCACCUCUGCAACACUAAGCAUUCUGUUAGUGGAUGGCUUUUCUGACCCUUAUAUGAAAAUGUUGGAUAUCCCAAAGGAAGAAAUGAUGGAGAAAGAAGACCGUACCCUGACGAUGUAUCUGGUCAUAUGUUUGGCUGUCAUCUCCUUCAUUUUUCUGGUUUCUAUGUUGGUGUUUGUGGCCAUCAAGAUUCAGAAAAGGAGAAAGUUCGUAGAGAGCUCCACCCUGAAUUUCCCAGUGGUACCAAAUUUCCCAGAGAACAGUGGAGAUGUUGAUGCUGGAUCCCUUUCCCGGGCUUACAACUAUGAGGUGUGCUUAGCUGGUGGUUCUCUGAACAGCGAGUUCAGGUUUCUCAGGCCUCUCUUUCCUGUGUUUUCUGUGGAGCCUGCUCAAAACCAGGGAGAUUCAAGGAUUUCUGGUCACCAUGCAGAAGAUCAGGUCAGUAGUCAGUUAGCAGAAUACCUCCGAGCCUGA